Molecule: messenger RNA, 4646 nt
Organism: Somion occarium
Lineage: Eukaryota; Fungi; Basidiomycota; Agaricomycetes; Polyporales; Cerrenaceae
Source: the annotation of a GenBank genome assembly
ACUGGACCCUCAUUGGCCCGCGCGCUUCUCACUGUCUGGACUUCACUUCUGGUUGCACGGUGGUCGUCCAGUCUGGGGUGAAUUCAAGACAGCUAGGGCCCCUCUCUCGCCAACAUAGCAUACAUCGAAUUGCGGCGAGGAGGGGAAGGCAGGGGAAAGCAAGACAGAAAACACGGUCACGUGUAGGGAUCGCGUCGCGGGUGGCAAACAGGAACAAACAGAGGUUGAAUAUGACCGCAUAGCCUUGGGUCGGAUGCGAAGAGCACCGAUAGCUGCUCUCAUUGCCUGUCUCUCUUCCUGACUCCCUUUAUCUUUUGCUUUUCCCUUUGAUUUGUGUUCUCUUUCUCUCUUGCGGGCUAGCGAUAACUGUCAGCUUUCAUGGCACUGAGCCACUCACCACGCAAACAAGUCCCUCUAGCCACCGGCGACGAAGACAGACCCACUUUAAAGUCCAGAUCAAUACCCAAUCUCACAAAGCGUGUAUUCUUCUGCGGCGUUGUUGUGGAAAACCCCGGACAUGGCAGACAACUCCCACAAGACAUCAUUGCACAGACGUACAAGAUCUUGUUGCUUCCUUAGGAGAGCCUAUAGAGCUCGAUCAAGAUGACUCCGAAAGUGCAAGCUCAUUAGAAGCAAGCACGGACCCAUCCAAAGCGGAUGCUCCACAUACUCGACGGCGAGCUUUGACGAAUACGUCUGCACUCGCGGACGUUACCAAUGAAUUUGUAUCAACGGAACGGUCCUACGUCAAGCGACUAUAUUCGCUCAAGCACGACUAUGCCGACCCGUUACGGACGUUCUCUCGCAGCAAAGAUACCGCAAUCAUCCCACCCUACGAAGCGAAGACGUUGUUUGGCAAUAUUGACCAAUUAUUACCCGUUAACCAAGCCUUCCUUGAAGACCUCGAACGCAUGAUGGCACCGGACGGGGCAGAUACGGUAGGAGGCAUAGGCGAUGUUGCGUUGAAGCAUUUCAAACAGCUACGCGGAUUCGAGAACUACAAGCAGUAUUACUCGAAGCGGGAAGAGGCACAAGCGAUAUUCGAAAAGGAGAUGCGCAAAGCGGGUGGCUUUGCCGCGUUCAUCGAUCGAAUAAAGUACUCCUCUACAGAUGUCAAGAAUCGCGUCGGGCUGCGGGAAUUACUCAUGGACCCAGUACAGCGUAUCCCCCGAUACACGCUCAUGUUCCGACAAAUGAUCAAACAUAUGGCACCCUCUGACCCACAACGCGCCAAACUAACAGAAGCGAACGAGAUUGCGAGCAAGAUCGCGUUAGCGGAGACGGAUGAGCAGACGAAACAGGCGACGAUCAUGUAUUGUCUAAGUGCCACGAUUGACGAGUUCCCAGCAUGGCUGAUGAGCCAUUCAAGGAAGUUUGUGGAUUGUAUAGAUGUGGAGGAUCUCGUCGACUCUCCUUAUUCAUCUUCGUAUUCACAUUCGAGACAUGGUAGUGCGAGUAGUGGGGGACCUGGUGGUGGGUCUGCGGGAACGGGGAAUUUACAUUGCAGUUUGUUUCUUUUUGACGACAAACUGAUGAUUGUAAAGAGACCGGCGGAGAAGGGUGCACGGACGUUGAGUGGGUUGAACGAUUUGGAUAAGUUCACCAAGUCUGGGUUACCUAGUGGGUUGAAGAAGAAUGGGAUGGCAUGUAAAGGCCUUGUCGACGUGACAGACCUCGUCGCGACUGAUGUCGGUGGCGCAGAUAUGCACAUUUACCUCGAAAGUCCACCCCAAGACCAAACAGACCGCUGGUCAGGCCGUCCCUUCCGCGCGCUCUCAGUCGUCCACCCACCUUCCCCCAUCAAUCUUGAGCCUACACGUACCGAAUCCUCCAAACAACGAUUUUUGGAAAACUUGUGGGCUGUUCAGGCGAGGUACAGGACACGAUUAGGUCAGAGUGUGACAUUGUGUGCGGAGGAGAGGGAGGUGGAGAACCGAGGAGGGAAGAUUACGAGGGCAAGAACGUACUUUAAUGUAUAUCAAAGGACAGCGUUCUUGAAAGAAGCUAAGAAGACCAAGAUCGUACUUCAUAUAGACCCGACAGGUGCGGCCGAUCCUGUACCAUUUGGCAUGCGAGCCCCACCGUUUGUGGUCGUACGCGUGCAACCUAUGGCUGGUGAAUUGUCGCGGUAUACUGUAUGUUCGAAUGACCCAAACGAUGAGGACGAGGAGGAUAUUAUUCAAACUGCUCGCGUCCCCGACCGAAUCGUUCAAACUAUACACCAGUUUGGGCUUUUCAAGUUCAGAACAGGCAAUAUCUCCAUGCCUGCCACACCUACCGCAUCUACACGUUCUCGUGCUGCCAUCUUCAGCUUAGACACGAUCUCCCGAAACCUUUUCAAUGCCCUUCCGGGUUCCUCUAAAGGCGAUAUCUUCGGUGGUUCCAUCAACAACCACAGGCGUACCAAGACUAUGGCUUCUCGUUCCUCUGCUUUGACUACCAAUUCUAGUAGUUCAGGUGAUAGUGGAAGCCUAAGUCGGUUUUCGAGGACAAGGAGUAACUCGACUGCUACGAGUGUGUCUAUGGGAGAUGACGAUGAUAGGAGUCUUGGCACUGGGAGUACGAACGGGAAGGGUAGACCUAGGAGUAUGUCCCGUGCGAAAAAACUCAUUAAACGACCCAAAUCUCCUGGGGCGCUCAGCGAACCAGAAGUACCCUCACCUGGUCGGUCCAGUUCUUCGCGAAUAUCUAGGACGCAAUCGGAAUCUGGACAUGGUAUGCCCAACGGUGAUAACUAUAGGCGAAGUGGUUCUGUUUCGACUGAAGGUGAAAGCGAGGAAGAGGAUGAUGGCGAUGAUGAUGGGGAGAGGUAUAUGGGGAGAUUUGGUGAUCAUAGCGGAGCGUUGGAUGAGAGUGAGAGGGAUUUGGCUGCUAGGUUGGAGCUUGCACGGAGGAAUUCUAGGAAUCAGCAUGAGACGACGGCUGGGACGUUGCAGUUGGAGGGUUCGGUGGAGGGGACGAUAUAUGAAGAUGACCUGCUACGAUCACCCUCCCGCCAAUUGCGAGACCUUCCAGACUUACCCAACGACGCCGAAAGUCAACAUUCUACCAUUCGCCCAGACCGCCCUCCAAGCCGAGGCUCGCACAACUCCCAUACCGAAUCCGUAGAUACCGCAUCUACUUACCGUCCCAGUUCCCGACCAAUGAUGCGUCAAUCACUUGACGAUCGUCGUCCCCAUGGUCCCCGCAGUCCCUCUCCUCUUCCUCCCACAAGUCCACGGCUAUCAUCUUCAACUAACUUACCACCUCUGGAUACCGACUUUACACACGGUGAAGAUACGUUGGUAAACGUGCAAGAUACACCGAACACUCCUGUGACACCGAGACGGAAUCGAGCUAUGAGUCUGGAUGACCACCUUUCCAUACCUAGAACUCGACGAUCCUUCGCACCUAUGUCAAUGAGCAAUACUACGGACGCGACACCGAGGCCAUUCAAAGCAGCUGUGGACGAUAUAUCCAAGGGCGGACAGGAUUCCGUUGAGCCUUUGAGCAUUAAGAAGAAACCGUUCUCGGGAUUAUCGAGUACCAGAUGGGAAGGAUCGCCUGCCGGAAAGCCUAACAAUGCGAUACCGAGGACUCAGCCGCUACAUAAGAUGUUGCCUUCGACAAAGACGAAUGGCAUGAGGGAAGGUACUGUGUCGCCCACGAAGGGUUUCAGGAUACCCAUGUCGUCGAACCAUGCUGCGAGGCUACAAGAUGCCGAGCAGCUUAUCGAGAUUGCAUUUUCAACCAAGGAAGAUAUUGAGUCUGCUCGUCGUGCUCUUAAGCGCAUCAAACUUGAAGCAGACAACUUAAACGGAUCAGCCCCAGGUUCGCCCCCCUCUGACAUUGAACGAGGCUCGUCGCCUACAAAAGGCAUCCGAACACCUCCCCAACGCCCCGCUCCACCAUUAACGAGGGAAGCCCAGGCACGUAUGGAGGAGAUGCGGCAGCUAAUUAGCAAACGAAAUGGCGAGACUACACCCCGUAGUAGGCCAUUUAGUAUGAUAUCGGAAGGCUCGUUACCGAAGCUCUCUGAAGCAACACGCUCAGAUGAUAUUGGUCGGAAUAUUGAGGAGCUGGCUUCUCAUGCAGAUCAAGAACUGUCCAGGGCGGUUAAAGACCAGGAGCACGUACAUACUGAACUGCGACAGCUCACCGACCAUCUCAAGGAGACUUCAGCUGAUCUUGAGCGAACAAGACUGGAGUUGGAAGGUGCCAAACGACAAUGUGAAGUCGUGAAGAGUCUUUUGGCUGAUGCCACGGAUGAGAAGGAGAUUCUAUAUACCGCCUUCAACGAAGAGCUGGACGGGAUGUACGAGACGGCCAAUAAUCUGCCCCCAGAUGAUGCCUGGGUAGUCAUGACAAAAGACCUUCGCGAGACGAAGGAAGCUCGGAAUACGUUAGCAAAGGAGAACUCACAACUGAAACGGAGACUGGCGGAGCUGGAGUUGCAGAAUGAGGAAUGGGGUGCUAUGCUCCGGGCGUACGGACUGAUAUCAUAAUUUCUUUCUUGGAUCUAUGUUUUCUCUUUGCAUUUGCUUGCUUGAUCUCUUUGUCAUGCUAUGUCGUGGUUUCUGUAUUAUACCAUCUGUACCGAUAUCCUACAUGAUACACGCAUUACGAUCUCGAAAUUAUAUAGGACUUGCUGACUGGUAAAUGCAAUC